UGAAAGAUGUCACUGCCUGCUGGCGUUAAAAUGCUUCUGCUGUGAUCCUGAUCCACAGCGUUAAAACGCGUACAUUGUGCAUUAUUUAUUGAUUUUGUAGCAGUUGUUCGUACGGAAUCAACAAGAACUGUUCUGAUGUGAAGCUGUCAUGCUUCAUUUUUCAUGAAAUGAGUUAGUUAGAGACUAUAUUUGUUUCCUCUGCUAUUGAUUGAUAAUAACACCAACUGUCAAGAUGAGCUACCGUGACGAGGAUGAUCCUUUCGAGGAGGAUAUUGUAUUCGACCAGGCAGGCCUUCUCAGUACAUCUCGUAAAUCUUCAAAGUCAGCAAUUCGGAGAGUGUCUAGUGGAAAAUGUGCCAUGUUUUCUAAAACCCUGGGCCUCUGUGGAGCAUUUUUGGGCCUAGGGUUGACUUUUGCCAUUCCGGGACCUUUAUCCCCCGUACCCCCUGCUGAGCUGAGUCAUGACAAAAGUUUAAUGACAUAUGAAGUAAUGUAUAGGUGCCAAGGCUUUAUGAUAGGAGCAAUGUUUGGUGCUAGACUACUAGACAGAUUCAACCGAUUGUUCCUGGUUUUCCUUGCCUUGCUUGUUACUGCACUGCUAGUGACUAUUAUUCCAUGGUGUGGUAAUGUAUGGUUGCUAAGGACUGACAUGUUUCUUCUCGGAGUAUCUUUGGGCUUUUUGAGCACAGGUGGCAAUGUCCUCUGCCUAGAUUUGUGGGGCAGAAAUAGCGGUCCUUUCAUGCAGGCCUUGCAUUUCAGUUUUAGCCUGGGCGUCUUUUUGGCCCCUUUCCUCUCGCAGCCGUUGAUGACGCCGGUGAAUUAUGCCCUUGUGUCACCCACCACUACACCAGCCAGCAUGUUCCCUCUGCACAGAUUGCCUCGGGAUUUGGGAAGUAUUUCUUCCAACGCUUCUGCAUUAGUUGGAGCAGAUACUUCCUCCCUCUCAUCUUCAGCCUAUCACGACUUGGCUUUCAACAAGUCUAGGGUAGAUGUCAGCAACUCAUCAACAACUCUUGCCCCUUUCUCAACUUCAACCACUAAAAAGAGUGUGCAAGAACUAAGCGGCCUGCUGCUUCUGGCCCCUGCCUCUAGCAGUGGUGUGAACUCAUCCAAGGCCGUGCUGGUGGCUUCCUCCUCUGGUCCUUCGAUGCCAGCAAAUGCUUCACUGCCAUUGUCGAAGGCCUCCACCCCAGCACCUGCAUCCAUACCUGUUCCAGCCUCCGAGACUGUCAGCUCUCCCAAAGUUGAUGUCUCUACAACCACACACAGAUCUCCAAGGCCCAAGCCAGUUCUGACUAACUCAGAAAAACUGAAGGACAAUAAAUGGGAGAAUGAAAAGUUCCGUAAACCACCUCCAGAAGACUUGGUGCCUGUAUCUACCACUAUGAAGCCAAUGGUCAGAGCGGAAAAUAAGACAACCGUCGUCAGUAAUGUGUCUACUAGUACUACCCCAUCACCAAUCUCCAAUGGAAAAAAUGCUACAGUGAAACCAAACGGUAUCAAAAACAUUCCAACAUCAUUCAACUCUUCAAAGUUGGCUGUGAUUUUGGAUGGGAGCAGUGGUUCUAAUCUAUCUGCAAUUCCUUCAUCUGCUCCAAGCAAUGUUCCUCUUGUGAAAGAAAGUUCAGUUGCUACGACAAUCUCAAGCGUUUUAACCACCAGCAGUGUUCCUCUGAAGAUAAACUCUAGCCUUGUGACUAAUAAUUCUAAAGCUCUCCCCGGCACUGUACCUGCUAAGAGUGAUGAGGCUCUUCACAUCAGUGAUGCAGGCACAGUACCGAUGUCUCCUCUGUUGCCCCAUAAGAGCGACUCUGGUGUAGCACCACUAAAAGGCUCCAAGGCUAAAGAAACUGCUGCAAAUCACACUACACCUGCUCCAAUCACACUUGAAGCAAUACUGUCUUCAAGUGCUGUGAAACAAGGAGAAGCCUCAAACCACUCUGUUCUUAGCAAAGUCCUAAAAGAUACUCCACCAGAAAUGUCUAACAGCGAAAACAGUUCUAAAAUUAAUUUAAGCAGUGGAUCUUCAGGUUCUGUCAACCGUGCUUCGUCUGCUGGGAAGGAGAAAGAUUCCAGCAGUAACUCUUCAGUUGAGAUUUCUCUUCCUGUAAUUGAGAAAACCCAGGCUGCAAAUGAUUCUCAUUUUAUGGGGAAGAGUAUCUCCUUAGACGAACAAGAUUCCAACCAAAAUGGUCCUGCAAGUACCUCCAGUCAACAACCGCAAGCCCGGAUGUCCACUCCGCAGCCCCCAAAGAAUUCAAAACCUGGUGAACGUGAAAAAACUUCGACUGUCAACCAGAAAUCUUUUGGAGGAGGACAUGUUAAGGCUAUGAUGGAGGCUAAGCCUUUGCAAUCGACCACAGAGUCUUCUACCAGUGUGCAUUAUUACAAAAGCAGCAAUGCACCAGAGAAAUUGCCUGAUGCCAAAAUCAAAGUGAGGCCCACCUCAAACCCAUCCACUCCAUUACUUGUGAAAAAUAUUCCUGCAGUAGUUGAAACCAUCAGUCAUUCUGAGGCUCCUGCAGGUCCUAAACACGUUCACCACAGUAAGCCAGCUUCCACAGUUGUUAAUGACACAGCAGAAGUUACUCACACUGUCAUUGAUGAUGUCGCUAAUCGACUGGAGAAAUAUGGUUUAAGUCGUAUGGAACUCAUGUACCUCACUGUGGGCAUGGUUCUUCUAGCCACCUCUUUCCUCUUUCUUGGCUUCUUAUGCUUCAACCCCAGGGAUCCAAAGUCUAAAACAGAUGAAGAGGACAUGAACGUCCAUGUUGGUCGUGUUGGUCAUCGAAGUCGCCUUAGCUCUGGGCAAUCUACUAUUGUUCCUUCACGGUGCCUGAGGCACACACUCAUUGGAUUGAUGAUGGUUUUGUUAAUGAUAACAUCAGGUGUUCAGGCUAUGUAUGGACAGCUGCUGUUAGUCUAUGCCCUGCAAGCUCCUUUGCAGCUCUCUCAGUCAACAGGUACUGCUCUAACGGCUACUUUCUGGGGUGCCCUGACAAGCACGCGCUUUGCUUGCAUCCUACUUGCAAGUGCAUUGUCUCCGACAGCGAUGCUUGUCCUGAGUGUUGCUAUUUGUUCGUGUGCAACUUGGCUUCUAUCUGCUUUUGCCUCUUCGUCAGAGGUUGCAUUGUGGAUUGGAUCUGUCAUGGUCAGCGUUGGUACAGCAUCAGUUAUCCCAUCAGGGAUGCUCUGGAUGCAGAGGCACGUUUUGAUAACACACCGAGUAGCAGCGAUGCUGGUUAUGGGACCAGCCAUGGGUGAAAUGUUUUUCCCCACUCUUGCGUACAAGAUGAUGGUGUCCCUCGGACCAGCAAGUCUGGUUCACUUGCCUGCGCUGCUCAGCCUUUUCGCAAUAGCAGUGUGGGCUGCAGAAUGGCGGCUUGCCAGAUAUCCUCGUCAACCCAUGUGCUCGCAUGGAGACGAGUCAUCAGGCUACCAACUUGCCAAUCAACAUGACGAAGACGAUCUUCUUGACUUAACAAUGUCUCCAAUUGUUAAUGGCACCACAGCUAUUCUGAGAAAUCAUUCUCGGUCAAAUGCAAGCGGCCUUGGAAUACAUCGUAUGAGUGCAUAGCAUCAAGCCAUCUACAUGUAAUGUAGAGUGAACACGGAGCAAUUUCAAUGGACACUUACUUAGUGCAAUUUGAAUCAAAAUCUCACUCACUUACAUGCAGAUAAUUUUUGUCAAAACGGAAGUGCAUGAUGUAUGCUGGUGGACAUGUUACCUGAUAGAAGGGCGAUGAGUUGUGCUAUUUUAGGAGAGAGUAUGACUGCUGUUUCAAAUGUUUUGUGUGAAACUGGAUUUGGGAAACCGCCUUGCUUAAGUACUACAAUUCCUCUUCUACCCUCUUUCCUAUGUACUUAUUAAUUAUCUUCAAGACUUAGUUUUGGUGAAUUUGAAUUCCUUUAUUGUUCGAGGAACAAUCAAAUACAAGACGCUUAUCAUCUUAACAUUAUGUUAACACCUUUCAAUUCUGUCAUCUGUUUUUAUCAACCAUUUAGGUAGGGAUUGUUUUACUUAGUUCAUCAUAAAAUGUAUUCACAGCCAUUGGAUUAGAAUGAGACUUAGUGUUCUGUUUGUGUGUGUUUGUAUGUUUGCUCAGUUUGUUUUUUACAAAUUGAAAGUUACUUAAGUGUGUUCCCUACCACAUGGUAAGCACAUCACCAAGGACCACUAAAUUUUAUUCCAAUCAUGUAUUGACAAUUUUUAAAAGUAUUGUUUCUUUAUUUUGCUUUUUUCAAAUCAAAACUAGUUCACAGGCACUGCGUGUUGAAUUUAGGAAAAUUGAGUGCUGAACCGAUUUUAAUAAGUUGUUAACGUCUUACAAGUAUCAGCGUCUUGUGCCUUUCUCAAUUUCCCUAAAGUCUUCCAUGUCUGUGGACCAAUUGCUGGUAGCAAAUUAAUUCAAUUGCUCAGUUUGCUGAUCACUUGUGAAUUCAUGUUCUCUUCCCUCAAGGCUAGCAAUUCCAGUCCUUUCUAAUUUUUAUUAGAUUUAACUUUCUCUUUCCUUUCUAGUAACUAUUGGAUUUUCUUCAUGUCUCUAAAGUUGUUAUUUCUUUCAAAGAAAUAUCUUUCCACUUUUUACUGUGUAGAAUUUACUUCCUGAAUUUUAUUGACAUAGAUUUAUGAGCCGUUAAUUGACCACAUAGUCCACUUGGUCUACUUGUAGCCUUGCUUGUUGCAGUCCGUACUUACAAUUGGAGCAUGUCGUAUUGUGAUGUUUGUAAUUUGACUUGAAAGACUUUAGUUUUUUCUUUCUUUUUCUAUGUGAAUACUCUUUUAAAAUUGUACAUAUCUCUCAGCCUCUGAAUCCCAGGAGGUUUUGUGCAGUAGUAAAUAUUAGGAAAGUUAAUCAAUUAUCAUUUAAUUAUUGUGUAGGGUGUACUUGAAAUCAAGUUGUGAGUCUAACUUACAAGAAUGAGGAAAUCAAAAUUUUGUGAUGUAUCUAACCUCUGAUGUGAUCAUAUGAAGCAUCUUGGCCUGUUGGGAGUUUUAUUUUUAUACAUUUAUUUCAGAUCAAACUGUUGAUGUGCUUGUUACGCCUUAUUUUUUUUAGACUGUGCUCUUUUCUUUCUGUCCUUGAACUUGAACGUUCCUAUGGGUUCUUAUUGAUUUAUAGCAUUAUAAAAAGUUAUUGUGAUUUUCUGUGUGAUUUCUUCUUUUUAAGUUUUGUAUUUGUGUUUGUUGGAUAAACAGUUUUUCUUGAAGUUGUAUUGCAGACACUAGAUUUGCUUUUGCUAGUCAAAUGGUAUGAAUGAUAAGGAUUGAACUGAGUAUUAAAAGCUUUCCUUUAUCCAUAAUGGGAUUACAAUAUCUCAUCAAAUAGACAUUCAUCUUGAGUUGUGAUCAAAAACUUGCGUUUUCCCUUUUUUGUUGUUGGAUUCCAUUCUUUCUCAAUCAGAGAAAGAAAUCUCUCUUCUUUUUUGUUACUUACAAUGAAAAUAUUUAUGCAGUAUUUAUGCUGGUCAUUAUGUGAAAUAAAAACUCUGGUCAGGAGCAAACCCUCA
Messenger RNA from Thrips palmi, 5511 nucleotides. Its product is annotated as mucin-5AC-like. The record is from RefSeq and is a predicted model, not a curated record. Lineage: Eukaryota; Metazoa; Arthropoda; Insecta; Thysanoptera; Thripidae. The transcript is spliced from 9 exons. Bases 233 to 3577 code for a protein of 1114 amino acids.